CAUGACCAAUGCAUGGGUUGAGGGUCACGAUCUUCUCGUGGGGUGCUGACAAAAGCAUUUCGGUUUAUUACAAAAGUACCAACAUAUUCCGGAUAAGUUUCAGAUAAGAUAAACAUAUUUUCUGGAAACCCCACCCAUUUCUCCCUCUUCUUCCCGUCUUCAAUCUUUUUUUUUUCUUUGCUCAUCAAAUCAUCUUUGGGCUAAAAUGCACAGAGGAAUUCAAUCACUCCUUUCUCAUGGAAGUGUACUGAAGACGGCUGCCUUAAGACAUGUCCGUUUGGGCAAUCCAGUGAUGAAUCGGCCGCUCAUGUUUGCCCGUCACGAGUCAACUUCAGCUGCCCGGAUGGAAGAGCACGGGUUUGAAAGCACCACUAUUUCUGACAUUUUGAAAUCCAAGGGCAAAGGUGCAGAUGGGUCAUGGCUGUGGUGUACUACAGAUGAUUCUGUCUAUGAUGCCGUCAAGUCGAUGACUCAGCACAAUGUAGGAGCAUUGGUUGUGGUUAAACCAGGGGAAGAGAAAUCAAUUGCUGGUAUUAUCACUGAAAGAGAUUACCUCAGGAAAAUCAUAGUACAGGGAAGAUCAUCAAAAUCAACAAAGGUUGGGGACAUUAUGACAGAAGAGAAUAAGCUCAUUACUGUCACGCCUCAUACCAAGGUUCUGAAAGCCAUGCAGCUAAUGACAGAUAACCGUAUAAGGCACAUCCCAGUGAUUAAUGACUCGGGAAUGGUGGGGAUGGUGUCGAUCGGAGAUGUUGUUCGUGCAGUAGUGAGUGAGCAUAGGAAUGAGCUGAACAGGCUGAAUGAAUUCAUUCAAGGAGGCUACUAGUUGCUGUUGAUGAUGACGAUAAUCAAUCCAUGCUGCGUAAUAAACUGACCAUGAGAUACAAAUAAGGCUGUGAUGUUUGCAACUCAGGUUGAGAACAUGUGUGUGUGUAAAUAGUGUUCAUGUGGUCUUUCGCAGAAUGGUGCUGGCUUGCAGAUUCAGCCAAUUGAUCUUUAUUAAACUAAUGCAAUCUGUACUGUAUUACAUUUUGAACUAUAUGUUCAUUUCCCCUUGUUUUGAUUUAUAAUGCCAUUAUCAUGAGUA
Messenger RNA from Cuscuta epithymum, 1087 nucleotides. Lineage: Eukaryota; Viridiplantae; Streptophyta; Magnoliopsida; Solanales; Convolvulaceae. The record is from the annotation of a GenBank genome assembly.